Molecule: messenger RNA, 1301 nt
Organism: Erigeron canadensis
Lineage: Eukaryota; Viridiplantae; Streptophyta; Magnoliopsida; Asterales; Asteraceae
Product: dolichyl-phosphate beta-glucosyltransferase-like
Exons: 10
Coding region: 108-1079 (323 amino acids)
Cellular component (GO): endoplasmic reticulum membrane
Source: RefSeq, a predicted model, not a curated record
CACCACCCACCUGGUUCUUUGUAGUCACCUGAGUCCGGAGAUUAUAUUCACCAGAAACUCGUCUCUAAUGUUAUAGGUUGGUGUAAUAAGCAGAAACUGAGAGAGAUAUGGAAUUAUUACUAAUGAUUAUCGGAUUAUUAUUAUUAGGUUUAGUUGUUUCCAAUAUCUUCUUCACUAGAAGACGCUUCAUCCUUCCGCAAUUGGAAUCUCAGCCUAUCUUUGAAGAUCCAAAUUCUCUUAAACAGGUUGAAUGCCCGAAUAUCAAUGACCCUGCACAAAAGUAUAUUUCAUUGAUUAUUCCUGCCUACAAUGAAGAGGAUAGAUUGCCCGCAGCUCUUGAUGAGACUAUCAAUUAUCUUCAACAACGUUCUAGGAAGAACCAAUCAUUUUCAUAUGAGGUGAUAAUUGUUGAUGAUGGAAGUAAAGACGGAACAAAACGAGUAGCGUUUGAUUUUGUGAGGAAAUAUAAAGUAGACAAUGUCAGAGUUAUUCUCCAAAGAAAGAAUCAGGGCAAAGGAGAAGCAAUAAGAAAAGGGAUGCUACAUUCAAGGGGGCAACUACUUCUUAUGCUGGAUGCUGAUGGAGCAACAAAAAUUGAUGACCUAGAAAAGCUUGAAAAUCAGAUUCUUGCAUUUGCCAAACAAGCAGAUGGUGAUUCAGUUGAACGAAUUGGUGAUGUCCCGGUUGUGGCAUUUGGUUCUCGUGCUCAUCUUGAAAAGAAAGCAUUGGCUACAAGGAAAUGGUACCGGAACUUUUUGAUGAAAGGCUUCCAUCUCGUGGUCCUCUUAGCUGUUGGUCGUAGCGUUCGUGAUACACAGUGUGGAUUUAAGAUGUUCACUAGAGCUGCUGCAAGGAAGCUUUUCACUAAUAUUCGUUUGAAAAGAUGGUGCUUCGACGUGGAGUUGGUAUACUUAUGUAAAUAUUUCAAAAUCCCCAUAUCUGUAAUAUCAGUGAACUGGUCUGAAAUCCCAGGAUCAAAGCUUAGCCCACUAAGCAUUCUUAACAUGUUGUGGGAGCUGGCUAUCAUGUCAAUUGGUUAUAGAACUGGUGUUUGGAAGAUAAACACUCAAGCAUUAUGAUUUGAAAGAGAUUAUUUAUCUGACGAUGAUUAGUGCUAUUCAAUGCGUUUUUGGUCGGCCAUGGAUGAAAGAAACUUGGUUAUAAUCUUCUAGAUGGGUACAGUUGUAGCUUUAAAAAAAACACUAUGUAGAGUGGAUUCUGAAAGGUUUUGUUGUUUUAAACAUAUCAACUGUUAUGACAGCUAUCCUAGUUAAGUUUUAACUUGAUGUUCUAAAAACAAA